This is a messenger RNA of Cokeromyces recurvatus, 1197 nucleotides long. RefSeq lists its product as uncharacterized. The record is from RefSeq and is a predicted model, not a curated record. Gene Ontology annotation, molecular function: acyltransferase activity, transferring groups other than amino-acyl groups. The transcript is spliced from 2 exons. NCBI's taxonomy places the organism in Eukaryota, Fungi, Mucoromycota, Mucoromycetes, Mucorales, Mucoraceae. The coding region runs from base 53 to 808 and encodes 251 amino acids.
ACUUUUUUUUUUUUUCAUCUUUCCUUGUUUAAAGCAAUUUUAUAUAAACAGAAUGUCAAUAGCUACUCAAAUAUUAAACGAUCGACAAAUUAGUCGAAAAUUAACUGUAAACAUAAAUCAAUAUUCAGUGAAUGUCCGCCCUAUUAUAAAAGGUGCAAUUAAAGAAGCUGCUGGUACAUUAACUGAAGCAUAUUCAAAUAAUGCAAUUAUGGGUUGGUGUGUACGUGGAUUAGAAAAAAAGAAAUACGAGGAAUUUUUAUAUACAUUAUUUAAGAAUAUGAUCAAUGAUGCCUCUAUUCAAAGUCGUGAUUUUGCUAUUCAAGUUGAAGGCUGUAAAGGUGUUCUUACUUGGACUAAUAAUACAAAUAGUCCCUCUUGGCCUCGAGUUCUAAAUACUGCAAAACUUGCACGUUUAAUUGGUUGGGCUUCUGCUUUACGUGCGAUUAUGAAAGUAAGCCCUUCUUGUGAUAAAAUGAAACGUAAGAUUAUGUCAGAUUAUCCUCAAUUUAUUACAAUUGGUUAUAUCGGUAUUUUACCUCAUGAACAACAUAAAGGUUAUGGUACAGCUCUUGUUAAUUAUGUCCUUACUAAGGCGGAUGAAGCUAAGCAUCCUGUUUAUGUUGAAGCCUGUAAUCCGAAUAGCGUCAAAUUCUUUGAACAAUUUGGAUUUAAGGUCCAAGCCACAGUUUAUAUAGCUAAUCAAAGUGAUCUACCAGUAGCUCUUAUGGUUCGAUUACCUACUGUUUCUGGUGCUCCAGAACCUCUUCGUAUCAGACCUGGAAGACGUAAUACCGAUAAUUCCCUAUAAUAUAUAUUAUUCUAUUAAUUUAUUCUAUUUAAUCCUUGUAUAUUUCUCCAUCAUUUUUAUUUCAUUCUGUACAUAUCAUAUAAAUAUAUACAUAUACAUAUACAUAAAUUUAAAUUUACUGUUAUUAUUUUCCAUAUCUGAUAAACCUUCAUUAAUAUUUCAAAAAUGUAGUAGAUCGAUAAGUCGCUAUUUUAACAUGAUGAUUUUUGAGCUUCUUUGAAUGAUCGCCAUUUCUUUUUUGUUGAUUUGUUAUUGGUUGAAAGAUCGAUAAAAAAAAAAGGGAUGAUCGCUUCAUUUUUUUUUAUUAGCGGCUUCUUAAAUUGAAUAAAAUAAAACAAUCAUCAUCCUAAUUUCUCUCUCUCUCUCUUUUUUUUUUUUUUUUUUUUUUU